This is a messenger RNA of Rubroshorea leprosula, 2315 nucleotides long. The record is from the annotation of a GenBank genome assembly. Lineage: Eukaryota; Viridiplantae; Streptophyta; Magnoliopsida; Malvales; Dipterocarpaceae.
CUCAAUCCAAGGUUUGAAAAAUAUUAACUAAUUAAGCUAUGAUGGAAACAAUGCAACUACAAAUUAAAGUAGUGCAAGAAAUGCAUUUACCUUCUUGAUUCCCAGUCAACAUGUAAUUUUUCUUUUUCCUUCACUUCCGGCUUCGAUGGCAACAUAAUUCAAGUUCUUCUAACACUACUCAGUACCAUAAAAAUCUUCCAACGCUGACGGGCAGACCAUCUAUUGCAUGGUCCGGAAGGAGACAACAUAUUAGACAUGGAUAGACAGGAGAAUACUGCAAAUGCUGAUGAACAGAGUAACUCUGUUACCCGCGCAAAGGGUGGGAUAAAGACCCUACCUUUCAUCCUUGCAAAUGAUAUGUGCGAGAAGUUGGCAAUGAUGGGAUUCGUUAAAAAUAUGGUGAAUUACUUCACAGACCAGUUUCAUAUGCCGAUUACCAAAGCAGCCAACACUGUGACUAACUUCAACGGAACUCAAAAUUUGACGCCGUUGCUCGGUGCCUUCAUUGCCGACUCAUACGCCGGAAAGUUCUUGACAAUUGCUGUUGCCACCGUUAUAUAUAUUCUGGGAAUGUCUAUUCUAACACUAUCAGCUGCAAUGCCACGGCUGAGACCGCCUCCGUGUGGAGGAAACCAGGUCUGCAAAGAAGCCGAUGGAGGACAGGAGGCAAUUCUAUGCGUAUCUCUUAUACUGGCCGCCGUUGGGGCUGGAGGAAUCAAGCCAUGUGUGGCAGCUUUUGGGGCGGAUCAAUUCAUCGACGAGGAUCCCCAGAAGCAAUCUAACAAAACAAGUGUUUACUUUAACUGGUACUACUUUAUAAUGGAGGCAUCAGGUCUGAUAGCUGUCACAGUGCUUGUGUAUGUUCAGGAUAACAUCGGAUGGGGGUGGGGACUUGGGAUUCCGACAAUUCUGAUGGCAUUGUCGAUUAUCCCGUUUGUGAUCGGUUACCCACUUUACCGGAAUCUGGCUCCAGCAGGGAGUCCUUACAUGCGGCUGUUACAGGCUGCCAUUGCUGCAUUUAGGAAGAGAAAGGCUUCUACGGUUCCUGAUCCAAGAUUGUUGUACGUAAAUGAGGAGCUCGAUGCCUCAAUCUCUGCAGAUGGGAGUCUGCAUCAUACUAAACAAUUGAGAUUUCUGGACAAGGCAGCCAUUGUAACUGAAGAAGACAGCAUCAAAUCCUCCAAUAAGCCAAACUUAUGGAGACUGAACACUGUACACAGAGUCGAGGAAUUAAAAUGUGUCAUCAGAUUGUUACCCAUAUGGGCGGCUGGGAUUCUCUUCUCCACGGCCUCUGUUCAGCAAAACACAUUCUCUAUCCAACAAGGGAAAACCAUGGACAGAAACCUUACAAAGUCCUUCAAAAUCCCUUCUGCCUCCAUGUCCAUUUUCACCACCCUGUUCAAUCUCUUCACCAUAGCUGUAUACGACCGCCUCUUCGUCCCUCUUGCUCGGAAAUACACCGGCCAUCACCAAGGCAUAAACCAACUACACAGGAUGGCCAUAGGUCUCUUCUUAGCCAUACUAGCGACCCUGGUUGCUGGAUUUGUGGAAAUGAAUCGAAAACAUGCAGCAUUAACAAAUUCUAAACACCCCCUUUCGAUUUUUUGGCUUGUGCCACAAUACAGCCUUCAUGGUAUUUCCGAGAGUUUUCAUUCGGUUGCUCGUGUACAAUUUUUCUAUGACCAAGCUCCGGAGAGUAUGAGGAGCACAUGUUCUGCCCUGUUUUGGACGGCGAUAGCUGCCGGGAAUUACAUGAGCACACUUCUUGUUAGUUUGGUGCACAAGUACAGUACCGGAGCUGACGGAUCGAAUUGGCUUCCUAACAAGAACUUGAAUAAGGGGAAGUUGGAGAACUUCUACUGGUUGCUUACGAUUUUGCAAUUGCUAAAUUUUGUAUAUUUCUUAUUGUGCACAAAGUUUUAUACAUUCAAAACCCUUGAGAGCGAGAAAAUAGAACAUGAAGAGUUAAGGGAAGAGGCUGUCGAACUGGGAAUAGUAAGCUAGCUGCCGAGCCCCCAACCCAUUGGGCCUCGUGGCUUGAUGAAGUUCAAUCUUGAAUUCAACCGAGGCUAGAAACUCUUAUGUGUGGGAUUAAAAUAACUUAUUUUGUAGUUCUUCUUGUAAGUUGCAGCACACCUUCCUCGAUACAUUCCAAAUUUCCUCGUGCCCUUGGCUCAAAGUUAAUCGAUUUUCUCUAGAUAUUUAAUUGUAAUAAUGGUUGAGUUUCGGACAGGAUAUCUUGGAAUAUUAUUGUCUCACUUGACAUUACUGUUCUUUAUUUCUGCGUUAGUAUUUAAGAAAGAGUUUUUUUUUAU